Molecule: messenger RNA, 569 nt
Organism: Symbiodinium necroappetens
Lineage: Eukaryota; Dinophyceae; Suessiales; Symbiodiniaceae
Source: the annotation of a GenBank genome assembly
AUGGCACAACUCGAGCGUACGCUGGCUGCACUGGGAGGUCCUGCUGCCGCCGAGCAAAGGGCUUCUGCGGGCCGGCUGAAGGCCGAGCCGGCCCGCCCUUCGGCGACACAGCGCCGUUCUCCACUGGACGAGUCCGAGGACGAAGGCGACACUGCGGCUCCUUUGGCUGCUCUCGAGGAAGCAGCCCCCAACGUAGGUCUGGGUUCAAGCAAGCUGACCACGCUGGACCGAGCACUCGAUGCCACAGGACCUCAGCGCGAGUACACCCGGCGCUGGGUCGCCCGUCCUUACCUCAACGCGUGGCUGGCUAGAGCACCGAAGCCGGGUGCAAGCUUUUCCCACGAUGGUUCACCUCACGUGGGCUAUCGCUGGAGUGCAUCAGGCCGACCAGUGCUCCAUAGACCGAGGGAGCUGGCUUUUGGCUCAGGAGCUAAGUCUCGAGUUAGGUGGGCCGAGCUAGCCCUUUCGAAGUUGCGUGAGGAGGCCGAGUUCACAGACAGGCGGCAGAAGCUAGCUCAGCGCACCUCCGGGCCCAGCAAAGACCAGUCCGACCCGACAGCCGAGACGGA